Drosophila navojoa is the source of this 1494-nucleotide messenger RNA. It is a transcript of the gene clos, whose product is annotated as closca. The record is from RefSeq and is a predicted model, not a curated record. Lineage: Eukaryota; Metazoa; Arthropoda; Insecta; Diptera; Drosophilidae. Gene Ontology annotation, biological process: signal transduction.
UUUUUGUCUAAUUAAAUGUGCCGCUUAGUUUUAUUAUUAUUCCACUGGCUGUUGUGGAAGCAUGGGCACGCCUUCGAGGUGCUCUUCGGGGAGAGCUAUCCUGGAUAUCGCAUCGGCUCAGACCUGGACGCAGAGUCGCAGCGGCUGCACAAACGCGACAUGCAACAGUUUUAUGACAAAGCUGGCUAUAGUUUCAACGGCCUUGAGCGAGUCGCCUCUGUGCCGGUGCCGUUUCCCCUGGACAUUUGCAUGCUGCAGCUGCCCAGCGUUAAGUAUGCCACAGCACUGCACAAGGAUGCAGCAGGUGUGCGCCAAUUCGCUGUGUACGUGUGGCGGGCGGCGGAGCAGGACUAUGAGCUGAUGCUGCAGCAGCCGGCGCCCAAAGCUGUGGCACUGGACUGCCUGGCAUAUGCGGGUCUGGGCUAUGUAGCCCUCAGCUAUAACCACAGUGAGCCCGUGAUGCAGGCGCGCGAUGGUUCGCCCAUCUACGAGCUAUCGCCGGAGCGAGUCAUGCGCACGGUGCAGUACUUUGCCGGAGUGCACUUGCGAGGUAUGUACCUGAGGAUUAGCAGCCAGGAGCUGACGCUGCUGCAGGCCUACGAGGGGGGCGGCACGAAGAGGCAGCCGAGCUGUCCCUACUUUAAGUGGACGAGUGGCACAUUCCAGCGCCUGGGCGCCAUCCCCUGCAGCAACGCGCGUCGCCUGGAGGCCUUUGGCAUUGACUACGCGGACUAUGUGGCGGUGGCUAACUAUGCUAGUCCAGAUGGCCGCACCUCAACCCACUCGGAGAUCUACAAAUAUGAGCCAGCAACGCGUCGCUUUCAGCUCUUCCAACGCCUGCGCACCAAUGGAGCAGUCGAUGUGAAGUACUUCAGUCUGCCCGUGAAUGAAGUGAGCCGCCGACAUUUCCUUAUAAUGGGCAAUACGGUGGGUGACGCAGGAGCAGUAGGCAGCGCUGGUGAAGCAGACACGGUGAUCUAUGUCUUUGAUAAAGGAGAAUUCGUGCCCUAUCAGCGACUGAGUUUCUAUGGGCUAGAACGAUUUUUGCCCGUGACGCACUCAGUUUCGGAAAAGUUUCUGUUAUUUGUGGCCUGCAGCAAGCAGGAUGUGAAAAUUUACAAUCUCAACGACUGGAAAUUCGAGGAAUCAACUGUGCAGUUCACCGAAGGCGCCUUCAGCAGGGGCGUGGCACGCAUGCGCAGCUACGAGGAGAACGAGCAGAGCUUCAUAGUUAUUGCCAACGAGAAUAUGGCUGCCAAUGAGACAAACAUAUUCCAGCCGCUCUAUAAACAGGACGAACACGCCAAUGUCCUGCGGCAGCAAAUCAUCGAAUGGGCGCGCGAGCAAACAAAGCGAAUCGAUGCAGUCAGUCUGGAGCAACUAUUACUGGCUUUAAAGCUUAAAGUCAGCGAACGGGAAAAGCAUCCGCGAAAAAUUCACAUUAAACGCGUGAAGACCAAGUCGGUGAGUAACAUAAUGUGCACAUAUGCUUAA